AUGGACCAGGAUCGCGAGGUAAAGCUCAAGCGCGACAACUCUCGACGCAAGACGCUCAAUCUCAUCGACAGCGCGCCGAGUUCACAGACCAACACGGCGCCAAAAGCUCAGCCGAGGAAGCGGAAACGCCACGAGGAGAAGGAGAAGCGCCCCACCAAAAAGCGGAGCUCCUCCCUGGGCGACGCGGCGCGUCCACCGAAGGUCCCCUCCCGGGAGGGCUCGGUCUCGCCGACCUCAACGGCAGCGUCUUCCUCGCCUCUUAGCUCGCCGCGCCAGCUCGCGGGCCCGUCAGCGUCAACGCUCUACCUGUCCGACGAGGAAGACGACGACGACGAUGACGAACUCGAUCUGGGUACUGCGCUCAGUCGGCAUAAUGCCACAUUAUUAACGGCCGAUUUGUUCGAUGAUGACGACUUGAGCGAUCCGCCGACACCAAAAGGGCCCAAGUGGAAGAAGACGAUGCACCCUGGGGUGGCACCUGGCGACACUUGCCUGGUCAAGUACAGGCGUCUCUGGUUUCCGGCCAAGCUCCUGCGAAUGGAACUAGCAGAAUCAGCAGGCAGCCGUGAUUUCUACGAGGUGCAGACGCAGGAUGGCAAGGUCUACCGCCCCACACGUAGGGGAAUCCUAUUCCUCUACGAGGGCGAAGCCAUGGCAGAGGUCACAAUUGGCCAAUACGAGACCUCCGCUGUCCACACAGGCGAGUCCACGUCUGUGGUCCUCCCGGACGACGCGAGUGAGUACGACCGCUUCCGCGCGCUCCCGCUGUCCGAGCAGAUUGGGAGGCUACAGGGGCACCUCACGGAUCUGGCCGCUGGCCGGUACAUUCCCGCGAAGUGGCGCGUCGAAGCGUUCUACAAGGGCAAAGACGAUCGGUCGAGGUUGAAGGAGGAGCUCGCGCUCGGCGACUUUAAGAACAGCGAGAUCAAGCAGGCUGGCUUGGCUUUAUCCGACUGGGUACGGGACCACUGCAGCACGGGACGGCUCGCCACACUAGCCGAUGACGAACGCUCGCAGUUUGCAAGCUUCGUCCUGCUCCCUGAGGUGAUUAUCGCCAUCUGUAUCCGGAGCCUCGACCUCGAUCGCCCAUCGUCGUGGGCGCGCGAACGAGAUGACAUUCCUGCACCGGAAGAAGCUGCUGAGGCGGAGGCGGCGCGACUAUACAAUCUCGCGCGCGAGAAGCUCGCCGAGCUCGGAGAGAACGACCACGAAAUCGAGUGGGAGAAGCGUCGCCUCGAGGUUAAGAUGGCGGUGAAGUGGGCAGAACCUGCGGUUCCGACACAACCAGAACCCGAGAUGCCCCUUAGACGCCGGGAAGCUCGCCUGCGCAAUCCAGAGGAAGCAUCUGUGGAAGACCAGGCGCGGCUGCUCGAGGGCUUCGCGCGGAAGAAGAAGCAGGGGGACAAGCGGAAGGGGAAGGCUGUCGCAAAAGCCGAGGCAGAGCGGAGUGCGCGUGCGCGUGCGAGCGCUCAACCGACUUGGACGAACGGUCGAGAAGCACUUGAGGGCACGGCAAGCGCCACUGAUGGCGUCGAGGCGCGCGAGGGGGAAGCGUGCGCCACUAAUGGCGAUGAGACGCCGGAGAAUGAUGUGAAUGGCAUGGCUGAGUGA
Molecule: messenger RNA, 1611 nt
Organism: Cutaneotrichosporon cavernicola
Lineage: Eukaryota; Fungi; Basidiomycota; Tremellomycetes; Trichosporonales; Trichosporonaceae
Exons: 3
Coding region: 1-1611 (536 amino acids)
Source: RefSeq, a predicted model, not a curated record